AUGUCUCAACCACCAGACCACAAACCUCCAGUCUACACAACCGGAGAAUUCGAAAUCCAGCAGAUCAACAACAGAGUGCUUGGUUUCCCCCGCGAGACUGCCCCCAUUAUCACCCCUGAGUGCGAACCGCAGGUGCUCGCCUUUGGCACUCUCGAGGCCCUGUUCACCAACAUCAGAGAGUACAACGAAGCAUUCGCCGCGAUCCAGUCAACCAAGCUUGCCGAUGACUCUGAUACCGUCAACUCAGUUCUGGAAAUAAUAUCCAAAGCUGGCAAGGACAUCAAAACGAUCGGCUCAUAUUUGAAAUGUGUGGGUCUGGUUGGCGAAAAUUGGGACUCUUCACCUGGCUUGAAACUGCUACUAAAUCCAGAAACCAUCAAGCCUGUUCCUCUCGCACUCAAGGAGCGCGAAAGAAAACUGAAUGAACAAGACGGGAAACCAAGCGAAUCAACACGCGAAUUCAUCGAAGAACUACGGAAGAAGAAGCUUGAAGAGGCCAUUCUCGACGGCAUCAAAGGGAUGUUGCCCUACUGGCAGACUUCAAAAGAUCGUGAGAAUACUGCUUCUAGGCUCCCAACAGGGCCUGAUAGUUCUCCUACUACCCCAGUUCUAGCCCCCGGUGGCUGCCCCUUAAAGUUCCCACACUCUGGAAUUAUUCUUCGAGAUGGUGACAUAAUCUUCCCAGAGUCCUCCAAGGCUGGACAAUCAACAAACAAAUCAUCAAGCAAAAGGACCUAUGGACGAUCAAAGGCAAAAGCAGGGGACUCUUCUUCUGUAUCUCUGGUUCCAAUUCCAGAAGAUGAAUCGAUUGUAGAGGUUGCGGCUGAUCUUCCUCCGAAGUUCCCCCCGAAAAGGACCGGAAAGAGAGCGUCCACUCCGUCAAACGAUAGUGACUACGUACCAAGGCAGCAAGUAAAGCGCAAGAAAUCCGCUGCAGUCGAGUAA
Messenger RNA from Talaromyces proteolyticus, 945 nucleotides. RefSeq lists its product as uncharacterized. The transcript has a single exon. The record is from RefSeq and is a predicted model, not a curated record. Lineage: Eukaryota; Fungi; Ascomycota; Eurotiomycetes; Eurotiales; Trichocomaceae. The coding region runs from base 1 to 945 and encodes 314 amino acids.